AUGGUGAAGAUUAGCAGUUCGUUGGUGGUGCUGUUGUCGCUCUGUGCCUGCAGUUACGCCCAGUAUCAGUAUCCGCAGCAGCGCCCUGACAUUACACCAGAAGCUGGAGGUCAGCCCACUGGUGGGCCUGUGGACAAUCGUAUUAUACCCCUGGGUGGUCUGCUUGGUGGUGGCGGGGGAGGUGGCCUGCUCGGUGGGGGAGGCGGAGGAGGAGGUGGCCUUUUUAGCAACUUGUUGGGUGGUCUUUUGGGCGGAAAUAAUGCUCGCCCGCCGCCGCCAGCACCCUACCAAGGAUUCGGAGGCGGAUAUCCUGGUCAAUUUGGCGGCGGUUAUCCUGGACUUGGCGGCGGUUAUCCUGGUCAAUUUGGAGGCGGUUAUACAGGUGGCUAUCCUGGUGGGUUUGGUGGUGGUUAUGGCAACCCUUAUGGGGGCUACUACGGCUAA
Molecule: messenger RNA, 444 nt
Organism: Drosophila obscura
Lineage: Eukaryota; Metazoa; Arthropoda; Insecta; Diptera; Drosophilidae
Product: glycine-rich cell wall structural protein
Exons: 2
Coding region: 1-444 (147 amino acids)
Source: RefSeq, a predicted model, not a curated record